Molecule: messenger RNA, 2351 nt
Organism: Centruroides sculpturatus (bark scorpion)
Lineage: Eukaryota; Metazoa; Arthropoda; Arachnida; Scorpiones; Buthidae
Product: xenotropic and polytropic retrovirus receptor 1-like
Exons: 16
Coding region: 149-2206 (685 amino acids)
Biological process (GO): phosphate ion transport; cellular response to phosphate starvation
Cellular component (GO): Golgi apparatus; plasma membrane; cytoplasm
Molecular function (GO): inositol hexakisphosphate binding
Source: RefSeq, a predicted model, not a curated record
ACUGGCAACACUGACCGAAUCGUCAGAUGAGGAUUCAAUGUAUUGACCGGACCAAAACAAACAAGCCGGAGGCCAGGUGUUAAUUUUGGUUUUUUUAUUGUGAAUAUUAAGCGAUAUCUUAUGUAAUCUAAGUGGAGAAAGGACUGAAAUGAAGUUUGCCGAACAUUUAGGAGCUCACAUCACGCCUGAAUGGAGGAAACAAUACAUUCAGUACGAGGAAAUGAAAGCCAUGUGUUACAGUGCUAUAGAAAGAGCUCCUUCUCCUGAAGUUGUAGAGCAGAGUGUUAUAACUCGAUAUUUUGCAAGUUUCGAAGAGGAAUUUUUCCAUCACUGUGAAAAAGAAUUAACAAAAAUAAAUACUUUUUAUUCAGAAAAAAUGGCUGAGGCAACUCGUAAAUUUGGAAAUCUUAAAACUGAGCUAAAUAAUUACAAUUGUAGGGUUCCAAAUGCUAAAGGAAGUUGGAAACACUUUGAAGAAAAGAAAUCAACUCUUCGGAUAAAAGGAUUGAACAGAGAAGCCGACAAACAAGUUCGGACCCACACAAGAAAGAUGCAUGAAUUAAAACUGGCUUUCAGUGAAUUCUAUCUCAGUCUUAUUUUACUGCAGAAUUAUCAGAAUUUGAAUUUUACUGGUUUUCGUAAAAUUUUGAAAAAGCACGAUAAAUUGUUGGGAACUGAUGCUGGAGCAAAAUGGAGGCAAGCUCAUGUAGAAAUUGCACCAUUUUACGUGAACAAAUUUAUCGAUAAACUUAUUCAGGAAACCGAGAGUCUUGUGACAACUGAUUUAGAGGGAGGUGAUCGUCAAAGAGCAAUGAAGAGGUUAAGAGUUCCUCCAUUAAAUGAUAAACAAUCUCCUUGGACAACGUUUAAAGUUGGUCUCUUUUCUGGUGCCUUUAUUGUGUUAGUUGUAGCUGUUAUUUUAUCAGCUACUUUUAGCAAAGCCAGAGACGAUUGGCGAAUUGUCUUCCGUUUAUAUCGAGGUACAUUGCUUAUCAUUCUGUUCAUGUUCCUGAUCGGAAUAAAUGUGUAUGGUUGGCGUACGUCUGGCGUAAAUCAUGUACUUAUUUUUGAAUUGGAUCCUCGAAAUCAUCUUUCUGAACAACAUCUUAUGGAAAUGGCAGCAAUAUUUGGUGUGAUGUGGGCUUUAAGUGUUCUUGCAUUUUUGUAUAGUAAUCAUCUUUCCAUUCUUGCAUAUGCUAAUCCCUUAAUAUUAGUUGUUGUGAUGCUAGUGUUUUUAUUUAAUCCAACAAGAACGAUGAGAUAUCAAGCACGAUUCUGGCUUCUGAAAGUUUUGGGAAAAGUAAUCGCAGCUCCUUUUUUUCAUGUCGGAUUUGCUGACUUUUGGUUAGCUGAUCAACUGAAUAGUCUUGUUCCUGUAUUAGUUGAUUUUGAAUAUUUUCUAUGUUUUUACAUUACUGGUAUUGAUUGGUCUGAGAACAAUGAUUCCGAAAAGUGUGUUAAAGAACAAGUUGGUAUGAUUUUACGACCAGUUGUUGCUUGUUUACCGGCAUGGUUUAGAUUUGCUCAGUGUCUCAGACGUUAUCGAGAUACAAAAGAAGGGUUUCCUCAUCUGGUGAAUGCAGGAAAAUAUUCAACUACUUUUUUUGUUGUCAUUUUUUCAACAUUAUUUAAUACAUUCAAAGAUGAUUAUGAAGAAUCAGAAUACAAUCCAUAUUUUUUCCUUUGGAUUAUAUUUGCUUUAAUUAGUUCAUGUUAUACUUACGUCUGGGAUAUUAAAAUGGAUUGGGGCUUAUUCGAGUGCUUCUCUGGUGAUAAUAAGUUCUUAAGAGAAGAAAUAGUGUAUUCGUCUCCGGGUUAUUAUUACUUUGCUGUAAUUGAAGAUUUUGUGUUAAGAUUUGGCUGGACCUUAUCAGUUUCACUAACAGAAAUGGGUGUUAUUCACACUGAUCUGAUGGUAUCUAUUUUAGCUCCUCUUGAAGUAUUUAGGAGAUUUGUUUGGAACUUUUUCCGUUUGGAAAACGAACACCUUAACAAUUGUGGAAAAUUCCGUGCCGUUAGAGAUAUAUCAGUAGCUCCCAUUGAUUCAAAUGAUCAAGCUCUUAUAAUUAAGAUGAUGGAUGAAGAAAAUGGAGUUGUAAAUAGGAAAAGAAAAGAUAAAAAGAAACUAAUGAAGAGGAAGAAGUCAUCCGAUGCUAAAGUCUUACUUCUUGAAAGCACCGGAAACGAUACAGAUCAUGAAUUUUAAAUAUUCCCCAAAAUUUUCCAGUUUUUGUAAGAGGAAAAAAAAAUUUUGUUGUACCUGCAUUAGUAUGUAACUUUUUGUAGUUUGUUAAAAUUAUGUGAUUGAAGAUAUAUAAAUUUAUUUUCUUAAAAAAAUCUGAGAGAUAUUU